AUGGAUGAGAAAAAUGGCAAAGAACCAGGGUGCAAAAAAGACAUCCUGGUUCUUUGGUACAAUUCGAUACCUGUUAGCUUUAAAUUCCUUUCCGUUGUUAAAAAAGUCCUGAAGACGUUUGUCGGAAGUAAAAAGCUUUGCGUGGAAGAACAAGGCACUCAAAUUGGUUUCAUCACCCUCUCCAACGACAACCAAACAAGAAAAUUAUUAAAAGUUGGGGAAAUCAAGAACAAAACAUUGCUGACCCAGUGGUUUGAUAGUUUUGACUAUGAGAAUGACUCUUUCACAAAACUUGAGCUUGCAAAGAAUGUUUUUAACGUGAGCAGUCCCAAAAAUUUCCGUCCAGAGGUGGAGGAUGUUAUUUUGUUGUUAAUCGGUGGAUCUCACAAUGCCUCGGAAAAUCAAACAAAGCUAGUAGAUGAAUACACCAGAAUCCUAAAGAAGAGGAAUAUCACUAUUGUUGGCUUAGUGGUCGGGAGUGAAGAUGAGAUCAAAAUGUUGAAACCGUAUGUCGAGCGCUGGCCGUCAACAGAGCUUCUGUUUGAGUCACGCUUUGAAGGGUUGGACAAAGUUGUGAAUCAAAUAGUUAAUGCUUUGUGUGAGACACCAGGAGAAUGUAAGUGUAGAGAUGGCGACAUUUAUAAGUUUACUACAUACGUCGGGCGCUACGAAAACAAUGGUUCAAUUCGUUGUGUAUUAGGUUGUCAUUGUCCAUGCAAUCAAACAGUUAAUGCUCAAGUCCAAGGAGAUUGGCCGGCCAGGGCCAUAGUCAGUUGGUCAGAACCUAAGCCAAGAUGUCCGACCACGCCAAGUCCAGGCAAUCCGAGAAGAAACGAUGAUUUGCUCUCUGUUGAUGCAUCGAAAUGUCAAGAAAAAAUUGACAUAGUUUUUGUGCUGGACAGAUCUGGGAGCAUUAACCCUGGGAAUUAUCGACAAAUGCAAAGAUUCGUAAAAUAUGUGGCAAGUAAACUAAAUGUCGGUGUAAGAAAUGAUGCAGGUGACGUAAUAGGUCAAGGCGCUAUAGUUUCCUUUAGCGAAAGUGCAGAAAUUGAGAUCUUACUAAGUGAAAGUGCAACACCAGGAGCAUUCGAUAGAGCGGUGGACGCUAUGGAAGGACCUUUACCAGGCGGGCGUACAUAUACAACUUUAGGCCUAGAGUUAGCUGACAGAUACGUGGUUCAAAAAACUGGUGGAUAUCGAGAUGACGAUGACGUAAAACAUAUAUUAAUAGUGAUAACAGAUGGAGAGCAAACAAAAGGAAGGGGUUAUGUUCCCGUGAAAGAGGCUAUAAAACCCUUCUUUGACAGAAAUAUGGAUGUAUUUGCAGUCGGUGUAGGAUUGGAUAAAGAUGAAGCUAAACAAGAAAUCCAAGACAUGGUCAGGUCUAACGCAAAUGCAUUUUUCGCUACAAGCUUUACUGAUUUAUUAAUUCAAGCGAAUCACAUCCUCCUUAAAUUUUGUCCAGUUUGUGGGACGAAAAGAGAUGACUGCCAUCCAGCAUUAGCCACCUGCACUGACAUAGAGCUAGCGAAAUACAAGUGCAGGUGCAUCGAAGGAUACAUUGGAGAUGGAAAAACAUGUGUUGCCUGUGAGUGUUCUAGUGCACAAAGAGUAAGAGUUAAAGUGAAUAUCGGCCGAACAAAUGCUUCCGUCAGUUGGUUGGAGCCUAAACCUACUUGCCCGACAACGCCAAACCCAAACAAUACGAGGCACACACGUGGACAGUUCCCUGUCGGUAACUACAAGAUCAUUUAUCAAUACACCCACACCACCGAAUCUAAAAGUUUUAAGCUACAAUGUGAUGUGAACAUUGUUGUCACAGGGAGGUAUUGCGGCAAAAGAACCUAUGACCCAGCCUCUCACAAUUGCUGCCGUGGUAAGACCUACCGUAAGAAAUCUGGUUACAAGUGUUGUGGCAAAAAUUACUACAACCCUGCUGGUCUUUUAUGCUGCCGAGACGCCAGUAUCGUAUCUGUUGGAAAAAAAUGUCCUGUUUAA
This is a messenger RNA of Dendronephthya gigantea, 1998 nucleotides long. RefSeq lists its product as uncharacterized. Bases 1 to 1998 code for a protein of 665 amino acids. The transcript has 9 exons. The record is from RefSeq and is a predicted model, not a curated record. NCBI's taxonomy places the organism in Eukaryota, Metazoa, Cnidaria, Anthozoa, Malacalcyonacea, Nephtheidae.